Molecule: messenger RNA, 755 nt
Organism: Vanessa atalanta (red admiral)
Lineage: Eukaryota; Metazoa; Arthropoda; Insecta; Lepidoptera; Nymphalidae
Exons: 3
Coding region: 119-622 (167 amino acids)
Biological process (GO): negative regulation of smoothened signaling pathway
Cellular component (GO): Golgi apparatus; ciliary membrane
Source: RefSeq, a predicted model, not a curated record
UAAUUUGACAUUAGUCAAAAAGAGUAAUAAGUGCUAUGUAAACAAACGAAAAAAUAUUAAGGCAUUUUGUCCGUUUCAAAUAAAUCUGUUUAUGUAGUUACAUUAUUAUCUUAAGAAAAUGGAUAAGCUAACUGUAAUUUCUGGAACUUUGUUUAUGACUGCAGAUGUUUUUGCAAUCGUGAGUCUUGCUAUGCCAGAUUGGAUAAUUACUGAUGUAGGAGGUGAUACUCGUCUUGGAUUGAUGUGGUCUUGUAUAACAUUAUAUAACCGCCCGCAAGUUUGUUUUACCCCAGAUCUGCAACCAGAAUGGUUAUUAGCAUUGAUUUGUAUAUUUAUGGGAUGCAUUUGUAUAACUACAACUGUAAUUUUACUUGCAUCAAGUCAUUUUGAUCGUAACGUGAUACCUUAUGCACGCUGGGUUGGAUUUGCAGCAAUGGUGGUAUUUUGCUUAGCUGCUGUUAUAUUUCCUAUGGGCUUUCAUGUGGAUGAAAUUGGCGGCCAACCUUACCAACUACCAAAUAGCCAUCAAGUUGGAAUAUCAUAUAUAUUAUUUGUUCUUUCAUUAUGGAUAACUGUGAUAUCUGAACUUUUUGCGGGCAAAGUUUGCUUGCCUCAUUUUUAAUAUAUUUUUUUUGUAUUUAAUUAAUGCAUAUAUUUGUGGGAAAAGUUAAUUUGUAAAUUUAAGAAUUUAACAUUUACUUAAGUUUUCUUUAAUGCAAAAUAGCUAAUAGAAUAUUUAUAUGGAUAAAAAUUAU